This is a messenger RNA of Ilex paraguariensis (yerba mate), 459 nucleotides long. The record is from the annotation of a GenBank genome assembly. NCBI's taxonomy places the organism in Eukaryota, Viridiplantae, Streptophyta, Magnoliopsida, Aquifoliales, Aquifoliaceae.
AAAACACUUUUUUUUUUUCGCGAGUAGCACCCUUGCUCCCCGACAUCCACAGAUGACACCAACCACCGACCGCCGACGACGACCACCGACGUAAACCGACCUCUUUAACCGACUUUGUGCCUCCCAAAAUCUGAUCGAUCUUAUAAUUGGGGGUAGCUACUAGCGGUGGAGAUCCAUCAAUCUCUGGUAGCCCAAAUCGCGUAGAGCAAAGUUUCGAUCAAAGAUAUGGAGUGGACCGAGGAGCUUCAGGCCUUCAUGUACCCGCGCCCAUGCGGAGACAUGUUUCAGAUAACCAAAGAAGAUCUGAGAAUCUUCUCUCGGUUCCCUAGCUGCUCACUCUACAUCAUCGUCGUGUACAAUGUCGAAGACUUUCUCGUCGAGUGCGAUCCGAAGUCAAAGAAGAAUAUCAAGCCGUUGAAGCAACAGCCAGUAGCCCUCGCUUGAGAAAUUCAGAAUGAG